AUGCAAUGUAGAAUUUUAUUUAGACGUGACAUCUGCAUAUUCAUCGGUUCGAUACUGAACCAGAAAGGAAAGGAGCGGGGUUUGGAACUGCAAUUAGCGAACGCCCAUAGCAGGGGCUGGGAGGAGCUUAUCGAAUGGGGGGGAUUGAAUUGGGUCGUGGCGGUAGUUUUACUCGGUUCACUUUUACGAUCGCCGAUUGUAUGGUCGAAAGAGGAGCUGAGCUCGAGGCAAUGCGAGGAUCUAGGAUUCACCGGGCUCGCCCUUUGCUCCGAUUGCCACGCUCUUGCUGAGUACGUCAAAAAUCAAGAAUUGGUCUCUGACUGUUUGAAAUGUUGCAACGAGGACUCGGAUGACUCCAUGAGCAAGGUUACCUACUCCGGUGCAGUACUGGAGGUUUGCAUGAGGAAAUUGGUUUUCUAUCCUGAGAUUGUUGGCUUCAUUGAGGAAGACAAGGACCAGUUCUCUAGCAUUAAAGUUCAAUAUAGUUUCAAUUCUCCACCAAAGCUGAUCUUGCUGGAUGAUGAAGGCCAACAUAAAGAAACCAUUAGAAUCGACAACUGGAAACGAGAGCAUAUCUUGCAAUUCCUGCAUGAGAAGGUUAAGCCUAAGUCGGUAUCAGCAUCCUAA
This is a messenger RNA of Linum trigynum, 627 nucleotides long. The record is from the annotation of a GenBank genome assembly. NCBI's taxonomy places the organism in Eukaryota, Viridiplantae, Streptophyta, Magnoliopsida, Malpighiales, Linaceae.